CGGCUGCGUAGCGUGUGUCGCCUCGGCAGCCGCCCCCCGGCGAGGCGCGGAGAGGGGCGGAGGGGGCUGCGCCGCCAUGGCCAGCGUGCACGAGAGCCUGUAUUUCAACCCGAUGAUGACCAACGGGGUGGUGCACGCCAACGUCUUCGGCAUCAAGGACUGGGUCACCCCCUACAAGAUGGCGCUGCUGGUGCUGAUCGGAGAGCUGGGCCGAGCUGGGCCGCAUCUCAGCCUGCUCGAGAGGCGGCGCCUCAAUCGCCUGCUGCUGCCGCUGCUCCAGGGGCCUGACAUGACGUUGUCUCGAUUGAUUAAAGCUAUUGAGGAAUGCUGCCCUCAGAUAGCGAACUCUGUUCAAAUUAGGAUCAAGCUGAUGGCAGGAGGGGAACUGAAAGAUAUGGAGCAAUUCUUUGAUGAUCUUUCAGAGGCAUUCAGUGGAACGGAACCAGAAGUUCACAAAACAAGUGUUGUAGGCUUGUUUCUGCGCCACAUGAUCCUGGCCUACAAUAAGCUUUCCUUCAGCCAGGUGUACAAGCUUUACACGGCGCUCCAGCAGUACUUCCAAAAUGAUGAGAAGAGGAACGGAGCAGAUGAGACGGAGAUGGAGCUGACCCAGUGCGACGAGCUAGAAGGACAAAUGGAGAAGGACGAAUUCGACGGGCCUUUCAGUGAGGAAGAAAUAUCUUGCAACGGGCCACUUUCGCAGAAGCAAGCGGAAUAUUUCCUUUCUCAACAGGCAUCCUUAUUGAAAAAUGAUGAGACAAAGGCACUUUCUCCUGCAUCCUUACAGAAGGAGCUGAACAACCUGUUAAAAUUUAACCCAGACUUUGCAGAAGCGCAUUAUUUAAGCUACCUAAACAGCCUCCGCGUCCAAGAUGUCUUCAGCUCGACACACAGCCUCCUUCACUACUUCGACCGCUUAAUUCUCACUGGUGCGGAAAGCAAAAGCAACGGGGACGAAGGCUACGGGCGCAGCCUCAGAUACGCGGCGCUCAACCUGGCUGCCCUGCACUGCCGCUUCGGCCACUACCAGCAGGCUGAGCUGGCCUUGCAGGAAGCCAUCCGGAUCGCCCAGGAGUCCAAUGACCACGUCUGCCUGCAGCACUGCCUGAGCUGGUUGUACAUCUUGGAGCAGCAGAAGUCAGACAGCUGUGCGCUGUUGGAACACUCCGUGAAGAAAGCUGUGUACUUCGGAUUACCGUAUUUAGCUUCCCUGGGGAUCCAGUCCCUGGUUCAGCAAAGAGCUUUCGCUGGGAAAACUGCCAACAAGCUAAUGGAUGCCCUGAAGGACUCAGACCUCCUGCACUGGAAGCACAGCCUGUCUGAGCUGAUCGAUAUCAGCAUCGCUCAGAAGACGGCCAUUUGGAGGCUGUACGGCCGCAGCACGAUGGCGCUGCAGCAGGCCCAGGUGCUGCUGAGCAUGAACAGCCUGGAGGCGGUGACCGUGGGCGUCCAGCAGAACAACACCCAGUCCUUCGCCGUGGUGCUGUGCCACCUGGCCGAGCUGCAUGCCGAGCAGGGCUACUUCACCGCUGCAUCCGAAAUACUGAAGCACCUGAAAGAGAGAUUUCCGCCCAACAGUCAGCAUGCACAGCUCUGGAUGGUCUUCGAUCAGAAAAUCCAGUUCGACAGAGUCAUGAACGACGGGAAGUACCACGUCGCCGACUCACUUGUGGCUGGGAUCACCGCCUUGAAUAGCACCGAGGGCGUCUACAGAAAAGCUGUCCUACUUAAAGCACAGAAUCAGAUGUCCGAUGCUCAUAGACUCCUGCAGAAGCUCUUGAUUCACUGCCAGAAAAUAAAAAGCACCGAAAUGGUGAUUAGCAUUCUCCUCUCCAUCGCUGAGCUCUACUGGAGGUCUCUCUGCCACACGAUAGCUCUGCCCAUCCUGCUCCAGGCGCUUGCGCUGGCCAGGGAAUAUCGCCUCCAGUAUUUAGCCUCCGAAACCCUGCUCAACUUGGCUUUCUCACAGCUCAUCCUUGGCAUCCCUGAGCAAGCGCUGAGCAUUCUGCACAUGGCAAUAGAGCCCAUCCUGGCGCACGGAGCAGUGCUGGACAAGGGCGCUGCCAUGCUCCUGGUGGCCAAGUGCCAGGUCGCCUCUGCGGCCUCCUAUGCUCCGCAGAAGAAAGCAGAAGCUCUGGAGUCGGCCAUCCUGAACCUCAAUGAAGCCAAAACCUAUUUUGCCAAGGUGGACUGUAAAGAGCAGCUGCGCGACGUCCUGUAUCUUCAGGCUCGGCUCUUCCACAGCCUGGGAAAGACCCGGGAGAGAAAUCAGUGUGCCGUGCUUUUCCGCCAGCUGCACCAGGAGCUCCCCGCUCGCGGAGUCCCCUUGAUCAAUGCUUUCAAGUGAGGCCUUUAAGCAGGGGGACACGAUCCACGGAGAAGGCUGAUGGCCCCAGCACCCCUUGAAACAGAGGGGGAGCUGGCUGGAGCAUCCAGUGUCUGCAACAGCCAACCCCACCUUUCUGCAGAUUUCUUGUCCUGAGCAGUCUUCAUUUUUCGGGAAUCAUCGUCAAUAAAUGGGCGUUUUCUUUUUGCAAAA
Varanus komodoensis (Komodo dragon) is the source of this 2539-nucleotide messenger RNA. It is a transcript of the gene ANAPC5, whose product is annotated as anaphase promoting complex subunit 5. Gene Ontology annotation, molecular function: protein binding. Gene Ontology annotation, cellular component: anaphase-promoting complex. Bases 77 to 2347 code for a protein of 756 amino acids. Gene Ontology annotation, biological process: protein K11-linked ubiquitination; anaphase-promoting complex-dependent catabolic process; positive regulation of mitotic metaphase/anaphase transition. The record is from RefSeq and is a predicted model, not a curated record. Lineage: Eukaryota; Metazoa; Chordata; Lepidosauria; Squamata; Varanidae. The transcript has 17 exons.